This is a messenger RNA of Myotis daubentonii (Daubenton's bat), 1239 nucleotides long. RefSeq names its product CXXC repeat containing interactor of PDZ3 domain (gene CRIPT). Gene Ontology annotation, molecular function: microtubule binding; PDZ domain binding. NCBI's taxonomy places the organism in Eukaryota, Metazoa, Chordata, Mammalia, Chiroptera, Vespertilionidae. The record is from RefSeq and is a predicted model, not a curated record. Gene Ontology annotation, biological process: cytoplasmic microtubule organization. Gene Ontology annotation, cellular component: dendrite.
GUGUCGGAAAGGCCGGCGGAGGGCGGAGAGCCCGGAAGUGGGUUGUGGUAACCCGGAAGGGGUGUCCUUCCCUGGCGUGUAUUGUUGUUUUCAAGCUGCUCCGGCUACUGCGACUAAGGGAACAGUUGCGGAAGGAUGGUGUGCGAAAAAUGUGAAAAGAAACUUGGUACUGUUAUCACUCCAGAUACAUGGAAAGAUGGUGCAAGGAAUACCACAGAAAGUGGUGGAAGAAAACUGAAUGAAAAUAAAGCUUUGACCUCAAAAAAAGCAAGAUUCGAUCCAUAUGGGAAGAAUAAGUUCUCCACUUGCAGAAUUUGCAAAAGUUCUGUGCACCAACCGGGUUCUAAUUACUGCCAGGGCUGUGCGUACAAAAAGGGCAUCUGUGCAAUGUGUGGGAAAAAGGUGUUGGAUACCAAAAACUACAAGCAAACAUCUGUCUAGAUGUAUUGAUGAAGAUUCUGUCUUUCUGUAUGAUUUUGCUUUCUGCUUUAAAUUUUCAAGGCAUAUCAUACAUGUUCAAGUUACAAAAUAACAUGUUUUAAGACUAUUAAGUUUAAACCAGGGAAGUUGAUUCAUUCUUUUGCUCUCUAGAAGUUCUGAAUAGCAACAAUGGAACUAAUCUGCCUUACAAGCAUCUUAUUGAACUAGAAUAAGAGGCAAAUUUAACAACAACAAAAUAUUGUCCCAGUUCUGUAGCACUUUUUAUUUAACAAUAUUCAUAUAAUUCUUAUUAUCCUCUUCCUCUACCUUAUACUUACAUAUAUUGUGAAAGUGAAAAGGGGACUAUUGAUAUUUUCUCAGAACUUGGCAUUCAGAUUUAUAAUUUCCCCCUCAUUCCCUUGUUGGUUGCCUAGUUCUUAGAAUCAGCAGUCCCUUAAUUAAUUGCAGCUUCACAGGGUAUUUAAUUAUCUGAGACCACAAUUGCUGAAUGGUUCCUUGGAAAUUAGCCAAGACCCAAAUCAAACACAGGUUCUAUUUAUGAUUUUAAAAAGUUUGUUCUUGAAGUCAUAGUGCUAGUACCUUUUAUAUGAGAAUAAGAACAUAAUGGGUACUCCAUAUAUAUCCAAAUGAAUACACUGGAUUUCAGAAAAUACAUGUUACACACAUAACCUGAAAUUUACACUAUUAUGAAAGCCAGAAGAACAGUGUUCAUUAUGAUGAUAUAUAAUAGAAAUGAAUCACUACUCUUUGGGAAAGUUUUUGAAGCAAAAAUGAAACUUCUUUAACCUCCCCUCUCCC